CAUGGCGUACGAACCGAAGGCUGUCCGCGGACUGGGCUGGGCUAUGGUGGCACUGGGCUCCCUCAGCGUCACGCUAGGGAUCGCUGUAAUUUGUUUGUUUGUUUGUUUGUUUGUUUAGUGUGCAGAAGACAUGGCGUACGAACCCAAGGCUGUCCGCGGACUGGGCUGGGCUAUGGUGGUCCUGGGGUCACUCAGCGUGACGCUAGGGGUCGCUGCAGACAUCAACUUCUCCGCUAGGGGCGUGGGAGCUGUGGGACACUUCAUCAGCGCACCUAUCUGGAGCGGGCUGCUGGUCCUUACGACAGGCAUUCUGGGUGUUAACAGCGCAAAGAAACCAACAAAUAAGUGCCUGAUCGUAGCCUCCAUGGUUGUGGGUAUAUUCGUGAUCCUGACGUGUGUGUGCUGCAUCGCCAUAGCGGCAAUCGCAAUCGUGUGGAACCACUACGUGUACGCCUGCCGUCAACACGACUGGCGAGCCUACUACAUUGCACAACAAGACUAUAAGAACAACCCGUCCCAAUACGAAGAACCAGACUUGUCGAACUUCAAGGCCUACGACUGCAGCGCGUCCGCCAUCGGCCUUCACGCCACGAACAUCGUCCUGGCCGUGAUUGAGAUCAUCCUCGGGUUCGCGGUGUCCAUCAUGAGCUGCGUCGGGCUCUGCACUAUGCGACGCGAUGCGGGACAGACAGUGAUUUACGCUGCAGGCCCGGUACCGGACGGAACGCAGGGAAACAUUGUGAUCAUGCAGGGAAACCCGGGUUUGUACCAAGCGUUGUUAUUUGUGUCUUCAUGUAUUUUGCUUGUGGCGUUGAAAGAUAAGCAACCGGCAGCCAGAAAGCUCCAGUAUGGGAAAUUUGGCGACUUGAGUGUCCAGGGUAGCCAACCGAAGGUGUCCGUGGCCCAGAAUCCGGCCCAGGUGCCACCUGCCUACCAGGUGGAUUCAGGUGCAGCGCCAGGUGUGCAGGAAGAGAAGAAGGGCCCGAUACCUGCUGAUUUCGUGUGA
Branchiostoma floridae (Florida lancelet) is the source of this 1006-nucleotide messenger RNA. RefSeq lists its product as uncharacterized. NCBI's taxonomy places the organism in Eukaryota, Metazoa, Chordata, Leptocardii, Amphioxiformes, Branchiostomatidae. The transcript has 6 exons. Gene Ontology annotation, cellular component: membrane. The coding region runs from base 131 to 1006 and encodes 291 amino acids. The record is from RefSeq and is a predicted model, not a curated record.